UGACGAAAAUUGACGACGAGACAUUUUUCCGUUUAAUUUUAAGAUUUUUCUUGAGCUAAAUAAUAAAAUUAAUAAUGUUUUUAAUAUAAUUUAAGUUGUAAAAGUCCAUGUUUCAAUACCUAUUCUAUGGUUUUUCAAAAUAUUUAUGUACAUACAUUAUAAAUAACAAAAGUAAGGAAACAUUGAUCCAAAAAGAUAAUAAAACAUGGCAAGCCCACGUACAAGAAGAGUUUUACAAGAGUUAAGACCAAGUGACGACAACGGGAGAUGUUUUGAAUGUGGAGCACAUAAUCCACAAUGGGUUUCUGUAACCUAUGGUAUUUGGAUAUGCCUUGAAUGUUCAGGAAAACAUCGUGGCCUUGGUGUUCAUUUAUCUUUUGUUAGGUCAGUUACAAUGGAUAAAUGGAAAGAUAUUGAAUUAGAAAAAAUGAAAGUUGGUGGUAAUAAAAAAGCAAAAGAUUUUUUUGAAGAUCAACCAGAUUGGAAUGAACGUUUACCAAUACAACAAAAAUAUAAUACAAAAGGUGCAGCAUUAUAUCGUGAUAAAAUCUCAACCUUAGCUCAAGGAAAAACUUGGAAUUUGAAGGAAGCUGAAAAACGUGUGUCAUCUGGUACCAAUUUUCAAACAUCCUCUAGUACAACAUCGUUAAGUUCCAUGAAUUCAAAAUCUUAUGGUGGAAAUGGCGGAAUAUCACAUUCUAAAAGCAGUGGGUCUAUUUCUAAUUCCCAGGCCUAUUCAGGAGGUUAUCAAAAUGACGGUAAUAAUUAUUCAGACGGCGGAUACCAGAAUUUUAAUAGCCAAGAAUUCCGUGAUACAAAGGAAGCUUUUUUUAUGAAAAGACAAGAAGAAAACUCAAUGAGACCUGAUAACAUUCCACCAAAUCAAGGCGGGAAAUAUUCUGGUUUCGGAUACACAAAAGAACCUCCACCUAAAAGUCAAUCACAAGAAAUUAUUGAUACCACUUUAUCUUCCUUGGCAUCUGGUUGGAGUUUAUUGUCCUCUGGAGCCUCGAAAAUAGCCCUAACUGCAAAAGAAAAAGCUUCGGCUUAUGGAAACCUGGCAAGUUCGAAAAUUAAAGAUGGAAAUUUGAUUGAUCCACAGUUAGUGAACACUGUGUCAGAUUCAGUUAGUUCAUUUGCUAGUAAGGUUGGUGAUAUUGGAAAACGCGGAUGGGGAAGUUUAGGAGGAAGUGCUGCAACAUCACCAACUGGAAGUGGAGGUGGAUAUUCAGGUUUCAAUGAAAGCUACCAAAAUAGCGAUAAUAAUGUUUAUCAAAGCGUUCAAUCUAAUAGUAAAUUAUCAUCACCAAAGUCCUGUAAUAAUGAUAAUAAUGAUUGGGGUUGGAAUGAUGAAUAUUGUAGUGGUUAUUCUUACCAAAAUGAUAAAUUUACAAAAUAUGUCGGUGAUGUAAAACCAAUAGCAAUAGAAGAGGAAUGGCAGGGUUUUGACACAAAUAAAUUAGAUGAACAGCAAAUAACGCGUCAACAAAAUAACAAAAUUUCAUCAGAAUAUAAAACGAAAAGCAGUAUGAAAUUACCACAAAAGGAUAGCUUAGAAGGAUUAGAUAUUAGAACAGCAAAAAGUAAAACAUCAACAGGAAAAAUUAAUAAACUUGAGGAUGAUGCAUGGAAUUUGUUAAACGAAUAAAAAAAUACUAAAAAAUGUAUGAAGAAAAUAUUAAAUAUGUAUUUAUGUUUUCCUUAAUUUUUUUAACACCAUAAAUUUUUAUUAAUUUAGUGGUUAUAGAUAAAUUUUUUACAUGUUUUUGUUGAAUUUUAAAUUCCAAAUGUAUAACAUUUUAUUUUUAUAUACUCUUAUCAAAACUA
Condylostylus longicornis is the source of this 1827-nucleotide messenger RNA. RefSeq names its product ADP-ribosylation factor GTPase-activating protein 1 (gene ArfGAP1). The coding region runs from base 206 to 1648 and encodes 480 amino acids. Gene Ontology annotation, biological process: regulation of ARF protein signal transduction; regulation of endocytosis. The transcript is spliced from 6 exons. Gene Ontology annotation, molecular function: GTPase activator activity. Gene Ontology annotation, cellular component: Golgi membrane. Lineage: Eukaryota; Metazoa; Arthropoda; Insecta; Diptera; Dolichopodidae. The record is from RefSeq and is a predicted model, not a curated record.